Molecule: messenger RNA, 1684 nt
Organism: Brienomyrus brachyistius
Lineage: Eukaryota; Metazoa; Chordata; Actinopteri; Osteoglossiformes; Mormyridae
Gene: pex7
Product: peroxisomal biogenesis factor 7
Exons: 10
Coding region: 311-1270 (319 amino acids)
Biological process (GO): protein import into peroxisome matrix
Cellular component (GO): peroxisomal matrix; cytosol
Molecular function (GO): protein binding
Source: RefSeq, a predicted model, not a curated record
UUACUCUGAUAUAUCUCUGACGUAUCGCGACUACGGAAAUCUGCCGGAGAAAGGGUGUCCAGCGUGAUCCGAUGGAUCUUGUUUACAGUGAAAAGUUGGGGGAAGUUUAAGUGUCGCAGUGACUUAAUCGAGUGUCAUCUAGUGUCACUUAAGUUCCGUUUAUCGCGACACAACACGAAUGGCGGCGGACCGCGCUCCAGCGGCGCUUCUUCUUCUUACCUGGAGUUAGAUGAUCAUGGUUGACAUGCUGUAGCUAAUCGAUAAGCUGCACUGUAUAUGUCGGAGGUUUGACUGUUUUAAGGCUGCGGACAUGAAGACGUUCAGGUUUCCCUCUCGACACGGAUAUGCCGUUGAGAUAUCCCCCUUUCUGCCUUGCAGACUGGCGUGUGCUACGUCUCAGCACUAUGGCAUCGCAGGAUGUGGGACACUUCUGGUGCUGGAUCAGGAUGAAGGUGGUAUCAAGCUCAUUAGGAGUUUUGACUGGAACGAUGGGCUAUUUGACGUCACGUGGAGCGAGAAUAACGAGCAUGUGCUGGUGACAGGGGCCGGGGACGGAUCUGUGCAGGUGUGGGACACUGCGAACCCCCGCGGCCCCCUGCAAGUGCUAAAGGAGCAUGCACAGGAGGUGUACAGCGUGGACUGGAGCCAGGUACGGGGCGAAGCUCUGCUACUGUCCGGCUCGUGGGACCACACUGUUAAAGUGUGGGACUUGGAGCGGCCCCAGUCACUGUGCACCUUCAGGGGCCACGAGGGGGUCGUCUACAGCACAGUGUGGUCCCCCCAUCUCCCCAGCUGCUUUGCCUCUGCUUCAGGAGACGGGACGCUCCGAGUGUGGGAUGCGAAGGUGGGAGUGUCCAGGCUGGUGAUCCCCGCCCACAAUACUGAAAUCCUCAGCUGCGAUUGGUGCAAGUACGACCAGAAUGUGCUGGUGACGGGGGCGGUGGAUUGCGGCCUUCGCGUGUGGGACCUGCGCAGUGCCCGGCAACCCCUGGCUGAGCUCCUGGGCCACUCCUAUGCCAUCCGGAGGCUCAAAUUCUCCCCAUUUCACCGGAGUCUACUAGCUUCCUGCUCCUAUGACUUCACCGUGAGAAUCUGGGACUUCUCCCGGGCGCAGCCUCUGCUGGAGACUUUGGAACACCACACGGAGUUUGUGUGCGGCCUGGAUUUCAACCUCCACAUCCCCAACCAGGUGGCGGACUGUGCGUGGGAUGAGACUGUGAGGACGUACAUCCCAGCGAGCCUGGCCGACCUUCAGCCGUGCCCCGACUAGGGAGGCGGCCGCUGGGGGGGCACCACAGACUCGUCGCGGUUCCAGUCGCCGGCAGCACUUUGCCAAAGACUUACUGCAGCUCUCUUAAUGAUGCUAUUAAGUGGAGCCUUGGGAGUAGCUUUGUGGAGAUGAAUGAGGCCGAUGGCGUAAUGUACGCCAUGUCCUCCGCAUAUGUAACUCUACAGGUGCCGCAUGCGGUCUCGCCUGCUUUUUAUUCCUUGUUGAAAGGUGUUCGAUAAAUUUCCCCCGUUUAUUCUAAUGGCGUUUGAUGACAUCCAUGUCUGCUAUAUGAUUACUUUUAAAUGCCGUGUCCUUUCGGCUAAAUGGUUUACCAAGUCUGGUAGAACAUAAGGGAAGUAGACUAAUUACACAACUGUGUAAAAAAAACAAAACAAUAAAAUCCCCUUCUUUCCA